AUAAAGAUAUUGUUUUGAUACUUAUUAAAAAAGAUAUGAUGAAUAUUGAAGAAAUUGAUAUUUGGAGAUAUUUGGUGAAAUGGGGAACAGCACAAUCUAUUCUUUUUAAAGAAAAAUCUGCAGAAACAAAUGUCACUAAUUGGAGUGAGAGUGAUUUUGCGUCAUUCAAGAAAUGUCUGGAACCUUUCAUCCCACAUAUUCGAUUUCAUGAAAUAACUCGAGAAGAUUUUUAUUACCAUGUUAGACCUUAUAAAAAAGCAAUACCAGAAAAUAUUUAUGAAGAUUUAAUGGCAUAUUUGAUGGCAAAUAUAAGUUGUAAAAUUUCAACAAAACUGCCUUCACGUAAAUCUGUUAGUAUUGAUUCUGUUAUAAUCGAACAAGAUAAAGCUGAAAUAAUUACCAAUUGGAUCGAAAGAAGAAACACCUUUUCUAGGCAACCUUUUUACCAAUUUAUACUUACUUAUCGUGCAACACGCGAUGGGUUUGAUUAUAAUAAAUUUAUCGAUAAUAAUGUUGAUAAUUGUAACCAAGCAAUUCUUGGAUUAAUUAAGGUUUCGGGUUCAACAAAAAUAAUUGGUGGAUAUAAUCCUUUGGGUUUGAGAAACUGUUCUAAUAAUACUCAUAUACUUAGCCGUGUGAAAAACCCUUCACGAGCAAUUUUUAAUCGUGAAGGAACUUGGAUGAAUUUUGGAAAUGCUGAUUUAAUAUUAAAUGGAAAGAACGGUUCCUGCAUGCUAAAUAAUUAUGAAAAGAAGAUUUGGAAUAAUUAUGAAAAGAAUAACAAUCGGAAUUCUGAUCGGUUUGCCGUUGAUGAGUUCGAGACUUUUAUC
Cetraspora pellucida is the source of this 830-nucleotide messenger RNA. Lineage: Eukaryota; Fungi; Glomeromycota; Glomeromycetes; Diversisporales; Gigasporaceae. The record is from the annotation of a GenBank genome assembly.